AUGAGCGACACCAUAUUGCUUCCACCUUCCACGAGCGGCGCCCCGAGUCACCGCGACACCAGCCCUUCCAAGUCGUACACCCUCAAGACUGCCAAGGGCGUUCCUAUCCGGCAAACCCAUGUCAGCGAUUGGCUGAUCAGAAUGCCCGCUGAGUCCUGCAGUGCCGCGACGCAGAUGAAAGCUGCUCGCCCGUCAACCUCGCCCUCCACUUCUGCUCUCUCGGAUCCGGAGGAGACGUUCGGAGUACAGUGCAAGGACACCAAAGCGACCUUGCUGAUCCUCCUCAAAACCGUCGACACGGAUACGCUUCUCGGGGACCACGAGCUGAGCGGAGAUGAGGGCAGGUGCGUGACUCAUGCCGCGCGGGUCACUCACCACAAGGAUGAGACUGCUUCGAUAGAGCCCGAAUCCGUGGGGCGGUACAAGGUAUCGGUCGUCUUCGUCUCCAGGAACAAGGACCCGAAUGCUGCGACUGAGGUGGGGUGGCAUCUGUCGGCUCCCGUGCACCGGACCAUGCGCAUUCCCUUGGAUGUACAGCCGCUGGCCUUUGAGUGGGACGGCUCCCAUUUCCAAGAUGUUCUCGCAAGCGACCGUGCCGCGUUUCUCCACUCAGCGACCUUCACGAGCGCAGAUGGGAUGUCCACCACGAUCAACGUAGGGAAGCCCAAUUCCGGCUGGGUUCUUCAGCCCAUCGAUGCCGGAUAUGGAGUUGUCCUGGCGACGAAGCGAUCCGGGACCCAGGGGCGGAUCUACACAGCGCUCAUUGAGGAUUUUGGGGAUCAGGAUCGACGUGCGGUCAAUGCCGAACCCCAGGAUGACGACGAAGUGGCCAGUGAAGAUGACAGACUCGCGGACAGUGCUCUGAGCUGGACUGAGAUCUCAUUCGGUGCGCAGAGCAGAGCAGGAUCGACUGUAUCUCUGAGUGGGUCGGAGGAUGAGGGAGACGCUUUCUGCUAG
Dioszegia hungarica is the source of this 957-nucleotide messenger RNA. RefSeq lists its product as uncharacterized. The record is from RefSeq and is a predicted model, not a curated record. The coding region runs from base 1 to 957 and encodes 318 amino acids. Lineage: Eukaryota; Fungi; Basidiomycota; Tremellomycetes; Tremellales; Bulleribasidiaceae. The transcript has a single exon.